Messenger RNA from Oncorhynchus nerka (sockeye salmon), 2891 nucleotides. RefSeq lists its product as uncharacterized. The transcript is spliced from 10 exons. The coding region runs from base 100 to 1788 and encodes 562 amino acids. Gene Ontology annotation, molecular function: transmembrane transporter activity. The record is from RefSeq and is a predicted model, not a curated record. Lineage: Eukaryota; Metazoa; Chordata; Actinopteri; Salmoniformes; Salmonidae. Gene Ontology annotation, cellular component: membrane. Gene Ontology annotation, biological process: transmembrane transport.
GGCUGCGGGUUCACAACACCGCAGACGACAGCAACAGCCUGCCUACUUCUUGUAUCCGUGGUGAUACGUUAGGGUAAGGUCUGCAUUGGAAUAGCAGCCAUGGAAAGAAGCAUGAAUUUUGAUGAGAUUCUUUCUCAUAUUGGGGGCUUUGGCAAGUUCCAGAAGAGCCUGUAUGUGUGGAUUUGCCUCCCGCAGAUCCUGCUGGCGUUCCACAUGCUGAUAUCCAUAUUCACAGGGGCCGUCCCCCCUCAUCUCUGUCGCUCCACCAACACCACCUGGCCCUUGACCGCCAGCUCAGACCCUCCCAAUUUCAACUUCAGCCUGGUGACCGGCCCAGAAGGUGACCCAGGCCGGUCCUGCUCUGCCCCUGGGGGGAUCCCUGGCACCCCGCUGGCCCAGCUGAAUCACAGCACUGCCCUGGCCCUUAGUGACAGCCACGCCACUGAGGGUUGCCAAGGGGGAUGGGAAUUCAGCAAGGAGACCUUCCACAGCACCGUGGCAACCGAGUGGGAUCUGGUGUGUGACCACGCCAAUCUAAACAAUGUUGGUUCCUCAAUCUACAUGUUUGGUCUUCUGGUUGGCGCUGUGCUGUUUGGUUUCUUAGCUGAUAAGUAUGGACGCAGGAACAUAAUCCUGGUUGGUUUGACUAUCCAGUCAACCUGUGGGGUCGGAGCUGCGUUUGCCCCAAAUUUCUACGUGUAUGUUUUCCUGCGCUUUGUUGUUGGAACCACUAUUUCUGCUGUCAUCAUGAACGCAUUUGUUUUAGGCACAGAGUGGACAGGAUCAAAGCACCGCAUGCUAGCUGGGAUCAUCACCGACUACUUCUUUGGGUUUGGCUACAUCAUCCUGGCAGGCCUGGCCUACCUCAUCCGAGACUGGCGUAAACUCCAGCUGGCCAUCUCAGCACCAGGCUUCCUCUUCAUCUUCUACAUUUGGGUCCUACCAAAGUCGGCUCGGUGGCUGAUGGCCAACCAGAGGUACGAGGAGGCCAUGGAUCUGGUCAGGAAAGCAGCUCUGAUGAACGGCAAACCCCUGCGGGAGGACAUAGAGAUAUGUCAGGGGUACAAAGACAUGGUGAAGAUAGAGGAGAGGACAAAGCACACAGUCAUUGACCUGGUCCGAACUCCAAAAAUGAGGAGGAGCUCAUUGAUCAUGUUUUACCUGUGGUUUGUCAACGUGCUGGUCUACUAUGGCCUGUCCCUCAACAUCUCUGACUUUGGGAUGAGCAUCUACCUGACCCAGCUGAUCUUUGGCCUGGUGGAGAUGCCUGCUCGCACCAUCACUCUCUUCACCCUCAACCGCUCCAGGAGGGUAUCCCAGAUAGCCUUCCUCACUGUGGGAGGCCUAGCCUGCCUGCUCACUGUCUUCAUUCCCGAUGAUCUCUCCAUUAUUAGAACAAUCCUGGCCAUGGUGGGAAAGUUUGGGAUCACCGCCUCCCUGUCCAUAGUCUACGUCUAUUCAGCAGAGGUUUUCCCUACUGUCAUAAGGCAGAGUGGGAUCGGUAUGGGCUCCAUGUGUGCCCGGGCAGGGGGAGUCCUGGCCCCAAUCAUCUACCUGUUGAGGGGUGUCAGUAAGAAGGCUCCAAUGGUUCUGUUUGGCCUGUGUACUCUGCUAGGGGCAGCCCUCACCCUGCUGUUGCCUGAGACAGUCCACCAGCCCCUGGCUGACAACAUCCAGGAUGUGGAGGGAUCCAGCAUCAGUGAGGACUCAGAGGAAGGGAACAUGAAACCAGACCUCUAUGAGGAAUGUCCAACAAGGAACCCAGACAUCAUAAACGGAAGAACUUAGAGUGGGACAAGCCACCAGUCCGCACCGGAUGACGUCUACGUGGAAAGACCAUUAGCCCAAGGAACUCAACUGUGCAUUGUAAGCUAUCUGCUAAGAGCGCUUGAACAUAGUUGUAGCUCGUAUAGCUAUUUCCUAUUUCGUACAUAAGACAAUGAUGUCACUUAACUGACAUGUUUAUACAGUUUUGCUUUAUAUUGCAAAAAUGUUAUUUUGUUGUGAAAAGAUGUACAGUAUAUAGAUUUUUAUGGUGACUAUCAGUUCAUAUAUUGGUUGAUAAUGAAGUACAGUAGAAACAGUUCAUUUAUGCACCAAAUAUAAUUUCUUAGCUUCUGUAUACAAUGAGUGUACAAAACAUUAGGAACACCUGCUCUUUCCAUGACAGACUGACCAAGUGAAUCCAGGUGAAAGCCAUAUUGAUGUCACCUGUUAAAACCACUUCAAUCGGUGUAGAUUAAGUGGAGGAGACAGGUUAAAGAAGGACUAUGAAGCUUUGAGACAAUUGAGACAUGGAUUGUGUAUGUGUGUCAUUCAGAGGUGAAUAGGCAAGACAAAAUAUUUCAGUGCCUUUGAACUGGGUAUGGUAGUAGGUGCCAUCCAGCCACGCUUUUGACACCUUGGAGAGUCCUGGUCCUGACGAAUUAAGGAUGUUCUUAGGGGAAAAGGGGGAGCAAGUCAAUAUUAGGAAUAGGAUAUUAUAAUGUUUUGAACACUCAGUGUAUACUGUCAUGGACACACCUUUGUGUGGUUCGAAUAGCUUUGUGCUCUUUUUAUCCAAAUAUUUUUCCUGGUGCUUCCUGAACCGGAACUCACUCCCCCGUCCCUUCCAUGUCUGUUAUCGAGUAGGUCUUCCUGAGUGCCUGUCCUAUCAGUUUACACACCCCUACAGCACCGCUCAUACCUAACAGGUUCACCUUGAGAUAUGAACUCAGUUCCAGCCAGCAAAUGCCUCAUCAUGCAUUGUGAUUUCAUAUAAAGACCCAACUGUCCACACUGUGAAAGAGCAGAGAGAACCAAUUAUGCAAAAUAUCACACAUAUGCAAGUUGAAUAGGGAACCAUUUUUUCUAUUUGAUAAUAAACUCUGUGAAUUUUGUAUUUGACACUC